This is a messenger RNA of Neogale vison (American mink), 8183 nucleotides long. RefSeq names its product cyclic AMP-dependent transcription factor ATF-7. The transcript has 12 exons. Gene Ontology annotation, cellular component: dendrite; axon terminus; perikaryon. Gene Ontology annotation, molecular function: cAMP response element binding; DNA-binding transcription factor activity, RNA polymerase II-specific; neuropeptide hormone activity. Gene Ontology annotation, biological process: excitatory postsynaptic potential; regulation of transcription by RNA polymerase II. The record is from RefSeq and is a predicted model, not a curated record. Lineage: Eukaryota; Metazoa; Chordata; Mammalia; Carnivora; Mustelidae. Bases 1204 to 2655 code for a protein of 483 amino acids.
GGAGGAAGGGGUGGGGUGCUAAAUUGGUUGAAGACUCAGGCUUAUCAAAGUGGGGUUAGGGGCUUGGCAUGAAGAGCCAAGGGUAAUAGGCAGGAGGUAGGGAACAGUAGGUGAAAAUAUGGCAUUGGGUUUGGAUGGAAAGGUAGAGGUAAAUCACUGGAAAUGGGAGUCAUGGCAUUUUGAUUGAAUUUUGAAAAUUAUGAAAAAAGAGUAAGGGCAUGAUUUCAGAGAGAAAGUAUGAAUUUUGAGAAAAUUCAGUGAAUGAGUUUAGGAAUACUUUAUAGAGGUGGGCAUACCAGCCAAGGCAUCACUUUGGGAAGAGUGUAAGGGAAUUUAGAGGAGUAAAGGAGGUGUUUGGAAAGGAGACAGCGGAUAUAUACAGGUCUUUAGCCUAGGUAUCAGAAGCAGCCUAGGAUAUUGAUUUGGGGCAUUUGUUGUAUAUGGCACCUAGUCUGGUGACCAGCUUGCAGGAAUAGGUAGGGGUGGAGGAGGAGAAAUAGAGAACACUUUCAUCACUUCUGCUCUGAUUUCCUUUCUCUCUUCUCUUCCUCUUCCUACACUCCUCUCUUCCUAAACUCAGGGAUGGGGGCUUGGGACUUCUGCGGUACAAGUUGGAACCCCAUUGGGAGUCAUGUUGCUCUGAAUUGCUUGUUAUGUUCUCUGACUGGGGUGUUUACUACCCAGGGCACCUCCUACCCAGAUUGCUGCGUUGCUACUUUGCUAACUUUAAAAGUUUGCUUUCUACUUAAUAGUGUUUUAGUAUCUCCGAAGGUUGUGUCAUAGUAAGUGUAGGUUUGUGGGGAUGUGCAGAGUUUUCUGGGCAAGCUCACUUGAUUCUUAUAUUUAAAAACCUUGCAGUAGUGUAAGAAUUCUUGUAAUGACAUUGGUCUUUACAGUUAUUAUAAGCACAGAAAAAUAUGCUAAAGUUUGUUUUGUUAAAUGUGUGUCUUAUCCAUUCAUAUUCUUGGAGCUGUUAAAUGGUUAGUUGUGGUUAGUUUUAGUUAGCUUAUCUUAUAUAUUUUUAAACGGUGUAAAUAAGAUGGACAUAUAUUUCAGGAAAGUGAAAAAUUUUCAGUUUCUUCCUUUGUGUCUAAACUCAGAAGUUAAAGAUAUGUCAUAAUAUCUUAGGGCAAGGGUUGGGGAAAUCAAACACAAUUUGUACUUAAACAUGGAGGAUGUAAGCUCCGCUCUGCUAUAUGAAAUAUGGGAGACGACAGACCGUUUGUGUGCAAUGCCCCAGGCUGUGGACAGAGAUUUACAAACGAGGACCACCUGGCAGUUCAUAAACACAAGCAUGAGAUGACAUUGAAAUUUGGCCCAGCCCGAACUGACUCAGUCAUCAUUGCAGAUCAAACUCCUACUCCGACUAGAUUCCUGAAGAAUUGUGAGGAGGUGGGGCUCUUCAAUGAAUUAGCUAGCUCCUUUGAACAUGAAUUCAAGAAAGCUGCAGAUGAGGAGGAAAAAAAGGCUGCUGCUGGGCCCCUUGACAUGUCUUUGCCUUCCACACCAGACAUCAAAAUCAAAGAAGAAGAGCCAGUGGAGGUAGACUCAUCCCCACCUGAUAGCCCUGCCUCUAGUCCCUGUUCCCCACCACUCAAAGAAAAGGAGGUGGCCCCAAAGCCUGUCGUGAUCUCUACCCCAACACCUACCAUCGUGCGUCCUGGCUCCUUGCCUCUCCACUUGGGCUAUGAUCCACUUCACCCAACCCUUCCCUCCCCAACUUCCGUCAUCACACAGGCUCCACCAUCCAACAGGCAACUGGGGUCUCCCACUGGCUCCCUCCCUCUUGUCAUGCAUCUUGCUAAUGGACAGACCAUGCCUGUGCUGCCAGGGCCUCCGGUACAGAUGCCUUCUGUUAUAUCGUUGGCCAGACCUGUGUCUAUGGUGCCCAACAUUCCUGGUAUCCCUGGCCCACCAGUUAACAGCAGUGGUUCCAUUUCUCCCUCUGGCCACCCUAUGCCAUCAGAAGCCAAGAUGAGACUAAAAGCCACCCUGACCCACCAGGUCUCCUCAAUCAACGGUGGGUGUGGAAUGGUGGUAGGUACUGCCAGCACCAUGGUGACAGCCCGCCCUGAGCAGAGCCAGAUCCUCAUCCAGCACCCGGAUGCCCCGUCCCCUGCCCAGCCACAGGUCUCACCAGCCCAGCCCACUCCCAGCACGGGAGGGCGGCGGCGACGCACAGUGGAUGAAGAUCCUGAUGAAAGGCGGCAGCGGUUCCUGGAGCGCAACCGGGCUGCAGCCUCCCGCUGCCGUCAAAAGCGGAAGCUCUGGGUGUCCUCCCUUGAGAAGAAGGCGGAGGAGCUCACUUCUCAGAACAUUCAGCUGAGUAAUGAAGUCACGUUGCUACGGAAUGAGGUGGCUCAGUUGAAACAGCUACUGUUAGCUCACAAAGACUGCCCGGUUACUGCACUACAGAAAAAGACCCAAGGCUAUUUAGAAAGCCCCAAGGAAAGCUCAGAACCAACGGGUUCUCCGGCCCCUGUGAUUCAACACAGCUCAGCAACAGCCCCUAGCAAUGGCCUCAGUGUUCGCUCUGCGGCUGAAGCUGUAGCCACCUCGGUCCUCACUCAGAUGGCCAGCCAAAGGACAGAACUGAGCAUGCCGAUACAGUCGCAUGUGAUCAUGACCCCACAGUCCCAGUCUGCGGGCAGAUGAUGCCUCCCCUGGUGGAGAGGUCCCCAGCCAGAGCUCGCCCGCCCAAGAGCCAAGAGAGAUGUCAUCUUAUCGCCUCCCAUCUGCUUUGGACAUGGCAAUAUGGGGGGAAGAUUGUGUGUUGUGAGUAACGGACAGAUGUGGGGCUUUUCAGCCACAUGGUCAUGUACAUUGACACCUGUACUAGGAACCUCCCAGCCCCAGAGCCACAUAGACUAUCCCCUAAGGGGGCAGUUUCUAAUGUACCCACAGCCAAAGGCCUUUCCAGAUGGUCCGAACAACCACCCCUGCCCGUGCAUGUGUACCUGUCUCUCUCAACACUAACCCUUGCACUUCUAGGUUUUGGGUUUCUCGGUUCCCUCUCUUCCCACUAAGCCAUGGCUAUUACCUUCCUGAUCCUUAGCAGCACGCCACUUCUGCUAGGUAGAGGGAGGCCAGUGUUGAUGGCAGGUCACCCCCUAGCCCGCUCCAGCCACCCAGUGGGUUCAGGAUUUUGUCUCCCAUUAGCUGCUUAUUUUAUCCCUUGACCCCCUUCCUGAAGUCUAGUUCAAACAUUCACUUAUGGUGAAUGUAAAAUUACCCUUGAUGUAUGAAUUAGCAGUAUUUUUCAGCUCUUCCAUAAACUUUAGUCCUUCUCCCUACCUGCCACCAAAAAAAACCCCAGAAACAAAACAAACAAACAAAAAACAACAACAACAACAAAACAAAGCAGAAAGAAACAAAACUGCAAGAAUUCUAGUCGUUUUUUAGCUAUUUCCAGAUCUAUUUGGGUACCUCGUUUUGUGUCUUGAGUUUUCUCAGCCUACUGCUGGGGCCUUUUCCACCUCCUGCUAAGCCUUGGCAAGAUCAUCUUGUGGCCUUAUUAGCUCUUCUCGUUAGUGAAAAGGGAAAGUGCCCCGGGUGUGACUGGCUGAUCCCCCCACUUCCACAGUCCACCCUCCUGCAGUGACCAUUAGGGCAAGCAGGAACAGGAGAGUUCGAAGCUCAUUCUAUCAGGUUACUGGAUUGAUUCUUAAUGUCUUAUAAGAGUUUACUGGCCAAAGCAUAUAUAACUCCUUUCGGUCGUCCAUCUGCUCCUGUCUCUCCCUCUUUGUUCCCCUGCCUGGGUCACUGCCUCAGUCUCUCUCCAGGCACAGCCCUCUGGAGCUGUUGUGUGGGGCACUCUUGCACUCCCUUGCUCUUCUCCCAUCUCCCAGCCCCACCCCAAGGUCGUCUUUUCCAGGCUACGCUCUUCUAUUCACAAGUGUCCCUCACCCUGGAUCUCCCUUCUCCCGUUCACCAGGCUCCUAGGCUAGCUGCUAGGUCUCUCUGCUCCUGUAAUAUUUCUUCAGCUCUCCUCUGCUUUCUGAUCCCUAGGUUCAAUGUGUCCCCAGGGUCCUGAGUGGGCUUUCUUGAGGGUAAGGUAGGCUGGGAAGAGGCAGGAGAGAGGAGGUGCUUUACUGAUCUCAGCAGAAGAGCCCUGCUCUGUGAAGAUCUGGUGUGCCUGGGAAGUCGGUGACUAUUGCUCUCAGCCAUUCUUACUGUAAGGAGUUAGGUUACAAGGGGAGAAAUUCAUCCCUCUUGUCCCUCUUUCUUCCCCGUUAAGACUUCUCAUCUUCCUUUGGCUCUGAACUAUGCAAUUUCUACCAGGGCCACAGGAAGCAAUCCAAAGCCAGAGGCCUGUGGAUAGAUAGGUCAGCUUUAAUAGCCUGUCAGUAUGAAUCUCUUCCAGUUGUCCCAGAGCCACCUUUUGCCAUCUGGCCAAGCCAAGAAUGUCCUUUUCUCCCUCUCUCCUACCUCCAUCUUAAAUUUGCAUACAGAAUAACUGCCAGCUUCCUUUCUUAGUCUGUCUUCCAAAAUUGGCUGUCAUCAGGAAAUGUGGAAACAUUCUAAGCUACCAGGUUCCCAUCUUCUCAGAGUGAUAACACUGGUGAGGCAGUCAGAGGACAUAUUCUGUUGUGUCUGUUUUUCAUUUUCCCUCCUGCUUUUCAGAGCCGGUGCUGAACAAGACACACCUGGUGAAGAGAAAGGAGAGAAAACAUGGUUUUCUCAUCCUCUGCCCCCCCCCACCCCAGGGCCCAACAGGAACAGACCCUUAGGUGACUCAGUCUAGCAAAUGGCACGGCAGAUGGUCAGGACGCCAGCUACCACCUCCGGGGACUCCGUUUGCCUUUAACAGUUCACAGCCAUAACUUGUACUCAGGACUUUUCCUUUAGACGGCUGCGCCCUGGGACUUUCUUCUGCUUUAGUUGUGUUUCAUUUUUUAUUUUCUUGAUUUCCUACCAGGAGCCUUGCCCUAAAGGUUGACUGAGUUUAUGGCUCCCAAGGAGCCUUUGUAAGACCCAUGACUAUUUUUCUUCCCCCUUUAGUCAAGUGUUUUUGAAGUGACGAAUCCGUUUGUCACUGCACACAUGCGCUGCCUUACUGCUUGGCCUUGGAGGAAGUUUGAGUCCUAGCUGUCUGUCCCUGUGUAGGAAAGCUAAUUUAUUUAGAGGGUCUUAUUUAGUUUCUUAGUCCUUAUGUCUCAUUCUCUUGAGUCCUUAUUUCAUUUUCAUUGGUAAGAAGUUACUGGGGACCUAAAUAAGGGGCUUUGCCGGAACCUUAGUAGUAAAGCAGUAGGAAGGGGAGGGGCAGGACAGAACCCCCCAGAUAGCUCUUUAGUUGGUCCGUGGCCUCACUAAGAAGACAGAGCAGUUGCUUAUCCUGAGACUCUGUCAUAGUUAAGGGGAAUGUCACUUAUCUUGUCAUUGAUGCCAGCCUUGUGGCCACUCUCCCUGCCCUUUGCCUUCCUGACUCAUCUGGACCAGAACCAAACAUGGAGGAUGUCACUUAGCCCUUCCUAAUGACCAUGGCUUUUCUAGGGGCCUAUGGAAAGACACUUUCUGAAAGGAGCUGGGAGUAUGGAUGCCUUGGGACUCUUCUGAGUGAACACAAGGCUCAGGCCUCCCACCUCACCCCGGAGACACAGCUGGUAGAUAACCAAGGCCAUAGAGAAAUGUACUAGACCAGGUAGUCUGCUCUGCAGACUUUUUCCCUUUUCCUUUCAGCUUGCUCAGAGUUGAAAAGUCUGGGAAAGCUUCCCUCAACAGCUAGAGAGAGCUAGAAAAAUAGGCCCUCCCUUACUUACUUUUUCCCUGUUGGUUGUACACCCCAAAUCUGGCUUCUUUCAGCCCCCACUCCUCUCCUUGGCCCUAAGCACUAGACCAUAUACUCCUGGUAGUGGUAAACAAGGAGAUGUCCUCACUGAACCUCAUUCACCUUGCUGCCUUCCCUGUGCCUGUUCUAUUAUACUUGGCUCCUAUCCUGAUUCACUGCCCUCUGGUCGACAGGGUACUUAGCCAUAACCAUGCCCUGUCUAUAGCCUGAACCACCAAGCAGAUACCAAAAUACUCCUCCUGUGGUUUCUGAGGCUCCCCUGCUGCAUACUGAGAGGCUCCUUUAAAGGUGCUAGCCCUGAGACCACCCUUUCCCCAAAACCUCCCCCUUUUUCUCAUGACUUCCUUCCCACCCCCAAAUCAUUAUUUUUCAUUAAUAUUGUACAUUGUAUACACAGGAAGGAAAUGUAUUCCUUUUUUUUUUCUUUAAUUUCAUAACCAGUCCAUUUAGAAUCCAGUCCUCCUAGUUAUAUCACGUAUGCCUUUGUUGAUAUGCUCUUUCUGCUUUCUUUAGACUUUUGUUUGACAGGGGCAGAGGGAGGAACAGGACAGGUGAGGAUCCUAAGGCAGAUUAGAGGAGCCCCCAUCCUACUUCAGCCUCCCACAACCCUAAACAUCCCACUCAUAGUAUGGAACUGAUUUCUCUCUGUUCGUGUUUGCACACAUGUAUGCACACAGAGACAUAAAUCCCCACCCAAGCCCCUGAGUGGUAACCCAGCAGGAAUGAGCAUCAGCUGCUAGCCACCAUUCCCACCCUCUGUUAGCAGGUCAUUUGUCGCUCUUUGGGGCAAAAUGCUAUCCCAGAUUGAGAAGAGGCUAGGGAGAGUAGGGCAGGUGAAGGCAGCUAUGUCCUCUGUAGAUGCAGGUCUGUGCUGUAGCUGCUAGGGUUGAUUUUAUUUUUUUAAUGGCAGGCUGGUAUCUCACCACCACUAGCUACUGGUGAGUGCAAUUUUAGCUGUAAGAAAUGGCUAUGAGCACUAGUUUUAUUGACUUUCCCUUGGGUGGUAGUUUUCAGGAUGUAAUCCAGGACGAGGAGCAUCAGCAGCACCAGCAUCUGGGAGCUUGUUAGACACCACAUUUGGGCCCCACCACAGACCUAUUGAAUUGGGAACUCAGGCUGGACGCUAACAUGCACUCCCCGUGAUUCUAGUGCACACUAAUGUGUGAGAACCAUUGCCUUAGAGGCAAGUUGGGACAUCCUUGUAGGGUGUCAGGAUAUUUUUAAGUACCAUCCUCUGCCUUAGCACUAACACAUUUUUCCAUUUCCUCCCGUCCCUCUCUCCACCCCCAUUAGAACAACAACCACGUCAUUCAUCUCAAAAUCUAGGUUUGUCUUCCUUCUACUUCCUCCUCAAACCUGUCCUGCCUUGGUCUGGACAAGAAUUGUCCCAUAUUCCCUUGCAGACUGGUCACUCCACAUUCUUUGUUACAGGAAGGACCAGCUGGAGCUCUAGCUGUCCUGUACACACAAACACACGCACACACACACGCACAUCUACACACCCCUUUCCAGCAGGGAGAUGAGCCUCCAACCCCAACAGUGGAGGCUGCCGCCUCCGGACAUUGUAUCUGUUGAAAGCAAGCCAUGCGUAUCUAUGGUUAUAGCUCUCUUCAUCUGUAUAUCUUUGACAUGUAGCAGCACCUCUCCAUCUCACCAAGGAGCUCUACUCUGGGUCUGGGUCUCCCCCAGUCCCCAGUGGUGGACUUUGACAUGUGGGAGGAUGUAGUGCUACAGGCUGUUUUGUUACAAAACUGUCUUGUCCCCUUUCCCUGCCACCCAACUCAGCAUGAUCCCUGUGAGCAGGCUCUCACAAUCUCCUGGGACGGGCUGAGGCAGAGGCUUCACUCUAUUCUCCCUCCCCCUCCCCUCUCCUAUCCCCCUUCCCACCCAGCAGUUAUCCCCACCCCCUCUAUGCCUUCUCCUGCUCCCCCUCGCCCUGACAUAUAUUGUGCCUUAUUUAUGCUGCAAAUGUAACAUUAAACUAUCGAGAGAACCACUGUUCUGUCUAAUGCUUCAGUACUCUCAUCUUCGAGUCCCGUUGGCCACUCUUGCUGGGAAUUCAUCGGGCUUUCAUGUUUAUGCUCUUCCUCGCUCUCCUAUAUCUGAGGACAGAAGGAGCAGGGAUUCUUAUCCCUCAUUUUUAUGCAGGGAAGACACAGCCUAAAGAAGGUAGGUGGUUCAUAUAAAUUAUAGAACACGAAAGAAGGUACUGAGACUAGGGGUCAGGUCUGUGCACUACCCUGGGGACAGGGUCCUUGGCAUCAUGGGAGCCUCACGGCUAAACUCAUGGGCUUUAUGUGGUUAGGGGGUGGUAGUGUGUGUGAAGGCAAGCGGCCUCUUCCCUUUCAGUGUUUUGUCCCCUCCUUCCCAACAAUAAAAAUAAAAACAAACCCUA